AUGGGUUCCGGUGACGUUAACCAGGCCGAGAAGUCGGUCUUCGGCAUGCCCGGCUUCGUUGUCGACUUCCUGAUGGGUGGUGUCUCCGCCGCUGUCUCCAAGACCGCCGCUGCCCCCAUCGAGCGUAUUAAGCUCCUCAUCCAGAACCAGGAUGAGAUGCUCAAGGCCGGCCGUCUCGACCGCAAGUACAACGGUAUCGGUGACUGCUUCAAGCGUACCGCCGCCGCUGAGGGUGUCGUCUCUCUCUGGCGUGGAAACACCGCCAACGUCAUCCGUUACUUCCCCACCCAGGCUCUUAACUUUGCCUUCCGUGACACCUACAAGUCCAUGUUCGCCUACAAGAAGGACCGUGAUGGAUACGCCAAGUGGAUGAUGGGUAACCUUGCCUCCGGUGGUGCUGCCGGUGCCACUUCCCUCCUCUUCGUCUACUCCCUGGACUACGCCCGUACCCGUCUUGCCAACGACGCCAAGUCCGCCAAGGGUACCGGUGAGCGCCAGUUCAACGGUCUCGUUGACGUCUACCGCAAGACCCUCGCCUCCGACGGUCUCGCCGGUCUCUACCGUGGUUUCGGUCCCUCCGUUCUCGGAAUCGUUGUCUACCGUGGUCUCUACUUCGGCAUGUACGACUCCAUCAAGCCCGUUCUCCUCGUCGGUCCUCUUGAGGGCUCUUUCCUCGCCUCCUUCCUGCUCGGCUGGACCGUCACCACCGGUGCCGGUGUUGCCUCUUACCCCCUUGACACCGUCCGCCGCCGCAUGAUGAUGACCUCCGGUGAGGCCGUCAAGUACUCCUCCUCCAUGGAUGCUGCCCGCCAGAUCAUCGCCAAGGAGGGUGUCAAGUCUCUCUUCAAGGGUGCCGGUGCCAACAUCCUCCGUGGUGUUGCCGGUGCUGGUGUCCUGUCCAUCUACGACAAGGCUCAGCUCCUCCUUCUCGGAAAGAAGUUCUAA
Molecule: messenger RNA, 945 nt
Organism: Penicillium olsonii
Lineage: Eukaryota; Fungi; Ascomycota; Eurotiomycetes; Eurotiales; Aspergillaceae
Source: the annotation of a GenBank genome assembly